AUGAGACGGCACUACACUCACGACCAUCAUAGGGCCAAACGUCAGAAGAUUAUCCAAGUCGUCAAGGAGAAGGUCAGGGCUUACGUCGUGUUGUUUUUGGAGACCUCCUCUAUCCAUGGACUGAAUCAUCUCGUUGCCGCUCGAAGACAUCCUUUGGAAAUCCUCCUUUGGUUCACCGUUGUGGGCCUCUCAGUGUUCGGGUCCAUCUACCUGUCGCGCACCACGUGGAUCCGCUACCAGUACUCCCCCACAGUCGUCUCCAUGGACAGAGACAUGUUCGCGUGGAACACCACCUUCCCUUGCGUCACCAUCUGCCCCAACACCAAGCUUGAUGAGAAAAAACUUGAAAGCUAUGUUCAGUCAUCACCAGAAACAGAUAAAGAAACGUUAGAAUUGUUCAUCAGGCGUUUGUCAAACGCCACUUAUGAGAACUUCGAAGAUAUCCCAGAUUACGAAGGCAUACCCCCAGAUCAAUACAUGAACCUACUCCUGGAAUUGACCAGGGGGUUCAGACCUACAUUGACUAUAGGUGCUGCUGGUAUCAGUCUGAAUAUUGUGCCGACUAUCACAGAGAUGGGCCUGUGUUAUGCUAUUAAUUCAAGAGUUGCUGUCUAUAAUACUCCUUCGUACUGGGCCGAAAACAGAUGGGACGUAAUAACAGCUCACAAUCAAACGUUCUUCGUUCAUCCUCUGGAUGGAGAAGUCUUUGCGCAGGUCAUCAAUCUGUCUACUUCCUAUAAUGUUUACAUCCACGGGCCCCUAGAAGUACCAGAUAUAUCAACAAAGCGUCAACAUUCAGCUCAAGACUUCUAUAUGAAGUUGUACGUCACUGCACUCACUGUCUACACUGCUCCGGAUGCAGCUAGGCUAAGCGUGAGUCAGCGCCGCUGUAGAUUUCCUCACGAUAACAACUUGCAGCACAAUGCGGUGUACUCGUACAACAUGUGCAGAAUGGAAUGCCGCAUCAAGCUCAGCUUGAAGUACUGUCAGUGCAUACCUCAUUUUUACAGGAGAAUUGGUGACGAAAAGAUAUGUGACGUCAAAGGGUUGAAAUGCCUCUCAAAAUACAAAGAGGAGCUCUACAAGUUACAAAACCAAACGACCAAGAAGAAGGUGAAUUGCGGCUGUUACCCUAUAUGUGAUGACGUCAACUAUGUCAUACAGUCUAAUGUGUUACAAGAGUGGUUUCUGGGCACGAACCUACAAUGGGGUAUAGUGACGUAUCCUCGAAUGAGAUACCGAAGAGAUAUCAUUUUCGGUUUCACUGACGUGCUUGUGGCAGUUGGCGGCAUGGCGGGCUUGUUCCUCGGCUGCAGCGUGCUCAGUUUCAUGGAGAUCGUGUACUUCCUCUCUUUAAGACUCGUUUGCUACACUCGGGCUAAUAUUAAGAAAUAG
This is a messenger RNA of Pectinophora gossypiella (pink bollworm), 1395 nucleotides long. RefSeq names its product pickpocket protein 28-like (gene ppk9). Gene Ontology annotation, molecular function: ligand-gated sodium channel activity. Lineage: Eukaryota; Metazoa; Arthropoda; Insecta; Lepidoptera; Gelechiidae. Bases 1 to 1395 code for a protein of 464 amino acids. Gene Ontology annotation, biological process: sodium ion transmembrane transport. The transcript is spliced from 11 exons. The record is from RefSeq and is a predicted model, not a curated record. Gene Ontology annotation, cellular component: membrane.